Molecule: messenger RNA, 2540 nt
Organism: Rhopalosiphum padi (bird cherry-oat aphid)
Lineage: Eukaryota; Metazoa; Arthropoda; Insecta; Hemiptera; Aphididae
Product: proton-coupled amino acid transporter-like protein CG1139
Exons: 10
Coding region: 190-1581 (463 amino acids)
Biological process (GO): amino acid transmembrane transport
Cellular component (GO): vacuolar membrane
Molecular function (GO): amino acid transmembrane transporter activity
Source: RefSeq, a predicted model, not a curated record
CUACAACGAGGCUACCAUACGCGUUCAGUAGUUGCGGUCCGCCGGUGAGCAUUUAUUGACAUUUCGGUUAUCCGUCGUCGCGCGCGCACGCACGACAGUCUACGUCGGUUUUUUCUCUCGUUAUCAUAUAUAAAAUUCGUUUUACCGCCAAAAUUUCCAAAGGUACUUACGAAUCAUCGCAACGGCGACAUGUCUGAAUCGCUUUCGCUGACCGGUAUUGGACCCCCGUCCGGCACCAAAGAACAAAAAUCAAAAUCAUACGCGGUGAACGUACCACAGGAAAAUGCAUCGCUCAACGCCAAUGGAUCUCCACCAUACGAUCCUCACGCGCACAGGAUACUUGAACAUCCCACUACAAAUAACGAGACACUCAUUCACUUGCUCAAAGGCAGUUUGGGAACUGGGAUUCUGGCUAUGCCCAACGCCUUCUACAACUCUGGACUGCUCAUCGGAACCGUGGGAACCAUACUAAUCGGCAUCUUAUGCACGUAUUGCUUGCACGUUUUGGUUAGAUCUCAGUACCUGUUAUGCAAGAGACUCCGAGUGCCCAUACUCAGUUACCCGGAUUCCAUGAAAUACGCCCUACAAGACGGUCCGGCCUUUUUGAGAUUCGGAGUUCCUCUUUCUGCGUUUGUCGUUGACGGGUUCUUGAUCGUCUAUCAGCUUGGAAUAUGUUGCGUGUACAUCAUGUUCAUCGGAACCAGCAUCAAACAGGUGGUGGACAUUUACAUCGAACCGAUGAAUGAGCGGUACUACAUGUUGAUGAUUCUGAUUCCAUUGGUGGCCAUCAAUCUCAUCAGAAACUUAAAGCUUUUGGCGCCCUUCUCGCAAGCAGCCAACAUCAUUACUUUCGUCGGACUUGCCAUUGUACUCUGGUACAUAUUCACUGACCUGCCACCCAUAACUUCGAGACCGUUGAUCGGUGAACCGAGAAAAUACACCCUAUUCGUAGGCACAACCCUAUUCGCGUUGGAAGCCGUCGGUGUGGUAUUGGCGUUGGAAAACAAUAUGAAAACCCCGGCAUCUUUCGGUGGUACAACUGGCGUACUUAACAUCGGUAUGACUAUCAUCACAAUUAUGUAUGUUGGAAUGGGCUUCUUCGGGUACGUCAAAUACGGCGAAGAUGCAAAGGGAAGCGUGACGCUUAACUUACCGAAUGCGGACAUCCUCUCGCAAGCGGUCAAACUCAUCUUUGCGUUCGCUAUAUUCAUCACAUACGCACUUCAAGCGUACGUGCCGGUAGAUAUCAUCUGGAAUACAUACAUGAAGAAAAGAAUUCAAAACUGGGACAAGACGACCAUGGAAUAUCUGCUCCGCAUAUCCGUUGUGCUCAUUACGUUCCUGUUGGCCAUUGCCAUACCGCUGUUGGAGCUGUUCAUUUCGUUAUUCGGUGCCCUGUGUCUGUCCGUAUUGGGUAUCGGAUUCCCGGCCCUUAUCGAGAUCUGCGUCCUGUGGCCCGAACGUAACUUCGGCCGCUUCAAUUAUGUACUCAUCAAGGACAUCAUAUUGAUCAUCAUUGGCAUUUUAGCCCUGGUGCUGGGCACGUACAUCAGCUUGCAGGACAUCGCCAGGAAGUUGUAGUGCGAAUACAAUAUUGCAUGAUUAUUUUAGUCUAUUAAGUUAUUCCCUUUAUUUUGCGAAGAAAAGUUUUACUGGCCGUGCCUAUAAUUUACUAUUAUUAUUAUUAUUAUUAUUACGAUUGUGACCAUACUUUUAUUUCAGUUUAAUUAAUUUAUUAUUUAAAUUUAAUUUUUGCGUGAACGUAAAUCGCGCGUGUUCACAGGGUCUCGUCGUUUCGAAGUAUAUUGUACUUUAAAAAAACAACGAGGUUUUUACGUUUCACGAAGUAUUUUUUUUUUUUAAUUUUCUGAUAUGCCGUAACUCGGUGGUAAAAAAUCCGUCGGAUCUUGUGUACAGUUCAAUAACGGAAUUCGUGAUCGAUUUGAUCAAUACGUUAUUUUUAAUCACUGAAAGGAACAGUAUCUUUCCCAUACGCAUUUUUCGAUAAUUUUUUUUUUCAAUGAUAGUUCUGAUGUUUAUAUUUGCCUCCGCCAUAUGUAGCGUUUGACACUAAAAUAUAGGGCGAGAGUAGCUCAAUUUAUUUUGUAAAAAAAUAAUAAGAAAUUACGUUAUUAGCAUGAGGUUAACAUUUUGAAUGAUGACAAUAUUUUAUUUUUAUACAAUAAACGGAUUUUUAUAGUGCCUUUAGCCAAUAAACUAUAAUAAUAAUGUUAAACUUAAUGAAUAUUAUACUGUUUAGAAGGUGUUAUGAAUAGUUUUAUAUUAUAUCUUUAAAUUUACAUUAUAAUUAAAAGAAGAAAACAAUAUGUGCUGUUACUGACAUCUUUCAGUACUCCUCUAUUUUAAGUUGAAUUUAGUGACUGAAACUCUAUUAGUAAUAAUAAUAUGUUUGUUAUAUUGCAAUAACAUUGUUAUGUUCGGGCAAAUGUGCCCAUAGUAAAGCUGAUUAUUUUUAAAUACUAUAUAAUAUUAAGGUUUUAUAAAACAUUGUGUAAAUAAACACUAUUAUUUAACAAUAA